AUGGCGAUCGAAUCAAUCUCCUUCCUGUCGGCGGCCGACGACGGCGUCGAAUCGCGUAGGGACGCCAAGCGGCCGAGGCAGGCCUCCGGCGACCAAGAGGACCACGCCGCCGCGUCCUCCCUCGUUCUGCUUGCCCGAGGCGGCGGCGCCGCCGACGCCGCCUCGACCUCCGGACGCGCUGAAUCAGGCAAGAAUUUACCCUACGCGUGCGACUUCUGCGGCAAGGCUUUCCCGUCUUACCAGGCUCUCGGCGGCCACAAGACCAGCCACCGGGUCAAGCCGCCGUCCGCCGCCUCGUCGGUGAUCCAAGAUUCGUCAACCUCCGGUGGCGGCUGCGUUCCCGGUCGGAUUCCGGCUCUGAGGGUUCACCAGUGCCCGGUCUGCCACCGGGUCUUCCCCACCGGACAGGCCUUGGGCGGCCACAUGCGCAAGCACUACGAUGGGGUGAUCGGGAAAAACGCCGCCGCUAAACGUGGCGCCAAGUGUGUAUCCGAGGAAGGCAGCGGCGCUAGCGGCGUCACCUCCGCCGACGGGGGCGUCGACGACGUGGUGGCCCCCGUUCGCCUGAAUUUCGACCUGAACCUGCCGCCGCCGUCAGAGCAGAGCGUGGGGCUCAUUAAGUUUCUUUAA
This is a messenger RNA of Striga hermonthica, 630 nucleotides long. NCBI's taxonomy places the organism in Eukaryota, Viridiplantae, Streptophyta, Magnoliopsida, Lamiales, Orobanchaceae. The record is from the annotation of a GenBank genome assembly.